AUGGCGAUGUAUGGAGAGGAGGAAUACGAGAUUCCAGAAGAAUAUCACCACGGAGAAGAAGAGAGCGAGGAGAUUCAACAUCAUCACAAUCAGAUGUUCUCCCCGCACUCAUCCAUAAAACGGCAAAGUUUAAACGUCGUCGUCGGACCGAGUUCCUCCCAGGAGAAUGCUCUCACUCGUCCACCAUUCGGCGAAGACGGCGAUAACGACGAAGACGAGGACACGACGUAUUUCGCGGAAGAGUACCACUUUGGUGAUAUUUUUGCGGCGGUGAAAACGAGACACUUGCUCGCGACUUCGGCGCCGAAACGGUUUGAACGCGUCGCGCUGAGAGCGAGCGACGAUUUGAGAGCGGAGGCGCAUCGGUUGAGACAAAGUAACGCAUAUGAUAAACGGGAAGAGUCGAAAGGUUUAAUCGAACGCGCGAAUGAGUUGGAACGAGAGGCAAAGACAUGGAAUUUAGUGAACCAUUUGAUGGGCGACGCUUUAUACGAAGACAGGAACGGGUUCGAAAUUGAAAAGACGAGAACGUUAGCCGCGAAUAGAGAAAAUGGAAAUGGAUACACAGGAGACGUCCUCUUGCCACCGAUGGAUGUGAGAGCGCGAUUGUUUGUUCGCGAUGAGAAGAGAGAUCCUGUGUUGUUUCGGACGCAAAGAAUCGUCGCGUGGUUGGAGGAGAAUCAAGCGACCAAGUUACGUAGGGAAGCGUUUGAUAGUAGUAGCGGACGGGGUGAAAGUGCGAAUAAAAGUACUGCUACUACGUCUCCUGGAGCUUUAGCCGCAUUAGAUGCGGAUUGUGGAACGUUUAAAGAAACAGCGUUGGCGGUUGAACAAGGCGCGACGCAAGAUUACGAAGAGCGCGAGCUGUCGCAACGGUUAGAUAUGGACGGCAUCGUCCUGGGUGGCGGUGAUUCUCAAAGCAACAACGCGGACAGAAGAUUAGCGUCGCACUUUUCAUCCUCCACGUCAUCGUCGGGUGCGAAGAAAGGAGCGCUAGUCCCAAUCGACGCGCAAAACGAAACGAAACUUUUAAAACGAUUAUGGCAAAUAGUGCGGUCGGGCGAUAUCGAACAAGCGAGAGAGUUGUGCGUAAAGUGCGGACAGCCGUGGCGAGCAGCGUCGUUAGGUGGUGCGAGUGGAUGGUCAUUCGUCCCCGUUGGUGAGAACUGCGAUAAAGAACGCGUGCGAGACGAUGCGCGAAUCCAUGCCGUCUUGAGACGCGAAAAGCCGGGUAACAAACACGGAAGCUUUGAUGAAAUUCCAUUACACGUCCAGAACGAGCUCGACGAGGUAGACGAGCGCGUCGUCAGCGAGUGUUUGAUGAUGUCAACGAAUAAUGUGGAUGGUAGCAAUUCUAAUAGUUCUAACAAUUGCAACAGCGCACUAGUCGAUCGUCGGCGGCUGUGGAAAUGGACGUUACACAAAGCGUCACGACAGUUACUCCGUAAACUGGACGACAAUAGUAAUACCGCGAUAUAUGCGUUGACGCCGAGCGAACGCGAAAGAGUCAUCUACGAAGCAGCGAUAUACGCGAGUCUUUGUGGCGACGUUGAUGGGAUGAUGUUAGCAGCUGCGGCAGAGUCGGACGAAUUUGCCGCGGACGUGACGAGCGGUGAUAGCUACGAUGCCAUCUCGUGGGUGUUGUUUCGAUCUAUAGUCGAUCACUGCGUGGAUAGGAAAUUGAUGAGAAGAUGGGACGAGUCUGUUGUCGGAGAGUUCUCCUCCGAAGAUCCCAAAGAAGAUGGUGUUGCCUUCAGCGUAGGCCAACUGAUUCGCGAGGCGAACGAUUCAGAUGAUGAUGACGAUGAGGACAAACAAGAAAACGACGAUGAAUAUGGACCACCUCGAUGGCCGACGCGAGAAGUUGUGGAGAGUUGCCCACCCACUCCACAGGCCGCUUUUGACGUGUUGGGAAAGCUACUCAAUCGAGAAGGACUGGAAACACACCGGGUGAUACAGAAAGAUUUAGCGCUCGGUAGUAUCGAUAACAUCAUCAAAAACGUUUUGUGUGAUAAGGUGUUCCAACCGGAUUCUGCUGCAGAUACGGUGGAAGCGCAACGCGCGUUUCAAAGAUUCGCUGCCAAUCUCGUUUUGAGUUUAAAAGACGUACUCAUCGCCGAGACGGAUAAAGAAAGAGAAGAAUUGCAAGAACAUGGCGACUUUUUUGGAUCGCGUGGUUUGGAUUUUAACUGCGACAAGAUUGUUGGGAGAUUUGUGGUCACGCUCAUAACGGAAAGACGCUACUCCCUCGUAUCCUUGUACGCAUCGCAGCUUUCCGCGCACGAACGCGCGGAAAUCCUGUCAAAUUUCUACGUUUUCCAUUGUUUGUUGACGUCUCCGAACGCGAAAAUCAAACGUCACGAAGAAGCGUCGAAUUGGAUUCCACUUGAAGGAGAAGGCAACAGAAGGAACAUCGUACGCAUGACGCUCGAUAAAUCAAGAUUCGAGGAGUAUUCGCAUUGUACUGCGAGAUGGUUGAACUCUAUUUCUCAGUGGGCGACCAGAGACGAGAACAAUAACUUCGUUAAAGAAGCUCGAUCGUUCGCGUGUAAGCUCCUUCGCGAACGCGCGCUUCGACGUACGUAUGGUGCUAUCGCGCAGACUUUCGUUGACGCAGAGGCGAGUACGUCGUCGUCAUUCGCGCAAAUUGGGAACGAUGAAUUUUUCAACGGAGAGCUCGACGCUAUGGAUUUGAUCCAUUUUGAGGUGCACCCAUACCUUCUCGAUCCCGAAACGGUAGAUUUUGAAAUGGAUAAGCUCGAUUCUAAAAACGUGCGCGAGCUGAACGAUUGGGUGCAGUACUUUGAAUGUUGCGAGUUGUUCAAGAAGUGGCGCGCGAGCGCGAAAAGGAAUUUCGUGCCUCCAGAAGAUGAAAUCGAAGACGCGUUCGACAAAAAUAGUGUUGCAAGCGCAAACAGAGCAAGGAGGAGUGAACGCGAUUUAGCCGUAAGACCGUUCCACGAAAGUGAAAAGAGAGAAUGUGACUCCGUUCUGGCGGCAAAGUGCGUUGAGAGCGUCUUGAGUCUUCUCGGUGGCGAUAAUUGUGCGUGGUUAAAAGAUGCAUUCGACGAUGAGGAAGGCGACGAAACAGAGGAGGAAUCUUCAUCCGACGAGUUCUGGUUCCGGUUGACGACGGACGUUUACGACUUUUUCGACGUCGAACACGAACUUCUCGCAUCCAAAGCGGACUCAUUUAACGAAGCGCUCAAAGCUGCGCUCGGCGAAGAGCGCAUCGAGGAAGAUUCGCUCGCUGCAAUCGAGGACUACUCCGUAUAUUGCGAAGCUAAAGGCGAAGAAACGAUCGGUAUUCGCACGUUUCUCAAGCUUCGAUACCUCUCUGCGUCUACAAACAAGAAAGAGGUCAAGUUACGAACGAUGCGAGCGCUCUCGAGAGUAAUCAAAGCGCUAUUCUUGGACGUCAAUCAGCUGGAAACGUCCGAGGAGGAGGAGUUUGGUCGAUACGACGAUGAAGAUGAAGAAUCGAGAGAAGGUAUGGACUCUUCUGCUGCUCCGUCUUCUCUAUCGUACGCUUCGCGACGCUUGUGCGAGUUCGUGUGCGUUCCGAGCUUGAUCAUCCAAGCCGUGGAAUGCGAGGCGUGGUGUGUAGGUGAAGGAUACGAUUAG
This is a messenger RNA of Bathycoccus prasinos, 3624 nucleotides long. RefSeq lists its product with no specific name. Gene Ontology annotation, molecular function: structural constituent of nuclear pore. Lineage: Eukaryota; Viridiplantae; Chlorophyta; Mamiellophyceae; Mamiellales; Bathycoccaceae. The transcript has 2 exons. Gene Ontology annotation, biological process: regulation of DNA-templated transcription; protein import into nucleus; mRNA export from nucleus. The coding region runs from base 1 to 3624 and encodes 1207 amino acids. Gene Ontology annotation, cellular component: nuclear pore outer ring; nuclear pore. The record is from RefSeq and is a predicted model, not a curated record.